AUGGGCCCCUACGCCCUACAGAAGUUUGUGGUGGAUUGGUAUGUUGGCAAGGAGCCUGUGGUAGGCAGUGGGCAGCUGGGGCUUCCCCUGGACCAGCAGAGACUGACUAUCCACCAGGUGACCCGGAAUGAUUUAGGACCUUAUCAGUACAAGGUCAAGAACCCUGCCAUCGGGCUUCCCUGCUUCAUAGUCGAGUUCGACCUCACCCUCUCCUGCUCCACCAUGUGCAACCCUCCAGCCCAGUACUCAUGGAUGAUCAGUGGGAACCCAGGGCCCUCUGAGAGAGUCAUAGCUAUCAGGUGGUUCAGAAACAGUGAUGUCUUUUCCAAUGCGGGCCGAGGGGAGCUGUCCCCAGACCACAGGCUCCUCACCCUCCGGAACAUUACAAGGAAUGACACCGGGCUCUACCAGUGUGAGGCCAGCAAUUCUGCCACUUCCAGCCUCAGCAACCCCCUCCCUGUAAAUGUGAAUUAUUGUCCUGAUGUCCCGGUGAUAAACCCCAUGGACUCUACCUUUGUGGUUGGCUCCAACCUCACCCUCUCCUGCUUUGCCAACUCCAACCCACCUGCUGAGUACGCAUGGAGGGUGGAUGGGAGUCCAGGGGCAGCAGGGCAGCUCCUCUCCAUCCUGGAUAUCACGCUGAACAGCUCAGGGCUGUACAGCUGCCAUGCUGUCAACGCAGACACAGGCCUUCAGAGUAUGGCCCAGCGGGUGGUCCACAUCAAAGAUGCCACAUCUGAGAAUGACCAGGGCCCAGCAUUCUAUGGACCACACAUCCCUGGAGGGGGCUUCGCUGAUAUCGUGCUUGAAAUGGUGGUUGGUAUUGCUCUGAUGGCCACUGUGGCCUAUUUCCUGGGCUUCGUGAGGGACCAGAUCCAGACAAUUCAACGUGGAGUCAUUAUCCAGAAGGCCAGAUACCACCCCAAUAUUCACCACUUGGACGUGGAGUCAUGA
This is a messenger RNA of Physeter macrocephalus (sperm whale), 954 nucleotides long. RefSeq names its product carcinoembryonic antigen-related cell adhesion molecule 5-like. NCBI's taxonomy places the organism in Eukaryota, Metazoa, Chordata, Mammalia, Artiodactyla, Physeteridae. The coding region runs from base 1 to 954 and encodes 317 amino acids. The transcript is spliced from 7 exons. The record is from RefSeq and is a predicted model, not a curated record.